Rhagoletis pomonella (apple maggot) is the source of this 940-nucleotide messenger RNA. RefSeq lists its product as uncharacterized. The record is from RefSeq and is a predicted model, not a curated record. The coding region runs from base 360 to 899 and encodes 179 amino acids. The transcript has 2 exons. NCBI's taxonomy places the organism in Eukaryota, Metazoa, Arthropoda, Insecta, Diptera, Tephritidae.
GAAACGGAAAAUUGCAGUGCAAAUAAAGUGAACAAGUGGGUGCGAAAAAACAAAAACAAAAAAGCAAAAAACCGCCCAACAACAAAUAUAGGCGACAUACCGCAGGCAAGUUGCCGUCAAGCGCCCCAACAACAACAGCAAGAAGCCAAAGGCAGUUAGCCGUAGAAGCCGCCAGCAACAACAGCAAGGAGGGCGCCAGCAGCCCUUGGCAACAAACAGCCCAUAAUAGGAAGUAGACGCACAAAAGCCGCCCAACAACAGCAACGGCAAGUAGCCAACAAGACGCCGGUAAGCAGCAGCACAACAACAAUAGUCAGCACCCACACACAAAUACUCAGCAGCGGUUUGUAAAAAGAGGAAUGCCCAAGCCCCAAGAAUUCAGCAAAUGCCGACUGUGCUGCCGCACCCAUUCGCUGCGCUAUUGCCGCGCCUUUCUGGCCAUGACGCCGGACGAACGCUAUGAAUCCGCUAGAGUGCACCGCUACUGCAUAAAUUGCUUAGCGACCUCUCAUGUAACGGGCGCCUGUGAUUCCUCAGGCAGUUGUCAUCGCUGUGGAUUAGCCCACCACACGUUGCUGCACCGAUCCGCCUCCACACCGACCGAGCGUACGCAGAAGACUGAGCGCAAGUCCAAUGACAAGCGCAAGCCGAAUCGUCAAAGGACCCAAACCUCGCGUGAGCAAGGAAAUGCUACGCAGUCAGCACGCAGACCGACCGGACGAGCAGUAAAGAAAGCAGCUCAACAACCACGUCCCGUUCCUGCUUUCCAACGGCGUAUCCGCGGGCUGUUUAACCAGGCUUGGGAAACUCUGGAGCAACUGCAGGACCUGGUUCAGGUCUCGUCGCCGCAGGCCCGCCGGCAUGUCGAGGACAUGGGUCCGAAUUUAAUCGAGUUUUAAAGAUUAAGAAAUAUAUUUUGCACUUAUCCUUUAUACUAUGU